This is a messenger RNA of Mycena citricolor, 2213 nucleotides long. The record is from the annotation of a GenBank genome assembly. NCBI's taxonomy places the organism in Eukaryota, Fungi, Basidiomycota, Agaricomycetes, Agaricales, Mycenaceae.
GCUACUAAUCACCUUCCAGUUGCUACCUCGGACUUGGUCCACAUUCAAAUCUGAAACGACCGAUCUACAUAGGACCGGCACUUUUUUCUUACGAGAUAGCAACAUGAUACUCCCGAAGAUCCAACAAUUAUUCGCCUCUGCUCACCACCGCAAUCCUAGAAGCCUCUUUGGCAAUAAAUAUAUCGCGGUCUUGCAGCCCGGUGCUCCCGGUUGCAUUGAUCCACGCCUAAACUCAUAAACGUACAUAAUCGACUAACCUGGCCUUCAAGGCAGUUCGAGAAGGAACGCCACCCUUACAUACCCUCGUUCGCGCCUAGCUUUCGAGGCCAUAAGACAUUGCAGAAGGCCAUGAAUCGUCUGAUUUUCGCGCCAGAAUGAUUCGCCUCUUCUACGACACUUUCUGUCUCUUCGACUUCUUCGUCUUCUCUCUCAUCUUCCUACGGGGCACUACUCAAGCGCAUCAGAUCUACACCAGCGUAGCGGACUUGCCAGGUCUGUCGUACGAUUUCGUCGUCGUCGGCGGAGGUACCGCCGGGCUUGUCAUCGCCAACCGUCUGACUGAGCAGCCGGGCGUGUCGGUGCUGGUUCUGGAAGCUGGGGUCUCUCAUCGGGGUGUGCUAGCAGCCCAGGUGCCAUAUCUUGUCGGUGAUCUGCUCGGAACGGGUCCUUACAGUUGGAACUAUACAACAACUCCUCAAAGGGGAUUGCAGAACAGGACUCUUGAAUACUUCAGGGCCCACUUGGUCGGAGGUUGCAGCUCGCACAAUGGAAUGUUUUGGACGCGUGGUUCGCGGGACGACUGGGAUCGGUAUGCCAGCGUUACGGGUGACGGAGGAUGGUCGUGGAACGCGAUGUUUCCUUAUUUUCUCAAGAGCGAACGCUGGACUGCCCCGGCCGACAACCAUUCAACGAUCGGCGAGUUUAAUCCCUACGUGCAUGAUAUCAGGACCCAUGCAACUGGUCUGGAACAAGGAACCGGCGUGAAAAUCAGUCUGAACGGUUACCAAUGGCCCGUCUACUCCGACAUGAUAGUCAAAGUUGCCCGAUCUCUCAACGAUUUCCCAUUCAAUCUGGACAUGAACUCGGGAGUCCCGCUUGGAUUUGGUUACCUGCAGUCAAGUGUUGGUGGCGGGGAACGAAGCAGCUCGGCCACGGGGUACCUGGACUCACUAAGGAGGAAGAAUCUACAUGUGCUCAUCGGCGCACGUGCCACCGUCCUCUCGCAGCCUUAUCGAACGAACGGAAAACCUGGCUUUCGGGGCGUGGACUUCACGCUCGCCAACGAAAGAUAUACCGCCUCUGCAAAGAAGGAAAUCAUUCUUUCGGCGGGGUCCAUCGGAACGCCUUCGAUUCUGCUUUACUCUGGCAUUGGUCCCGCUUCUGAGCUAUCGUCUCUUGGGAUCUCGGUACUUGUCAACAACCCUAGUGUGGGGAAGAAUAUCACAGAUCAGCCCUACAUGCCUGUUUCUUUCCAUGCCAAUUUCAACUUCACGCUUGACGAUCUGGCGUCGAACCAGACCGCAUGGCAACUUGGAUUGAAGGAGUGGAAUCAGACCAGAAGGGGCCCGUUCGUUGCUUUUGGGCCGACGCACAUCGCGUGGCUGAGAUUCGACCCAGGCUCCCCUGCGCUCAAGACCAAGGAUACCACUGCCGGCCCAGAUUCCCCGCAUAUCGAGCUCUUCUUUUCCCCGGGGCAAGCUGACUUCGGGGCCAAGCCGGGGCACUUUAUCACGGCUGGAGUGGUGGCGGUGUCUCCUGCGAGUCGCGGACAGAUUAGCCUCUCCUCGUCGAAUCCGCUGUCAGACCCCGUGGUUGACCUGGGACUGCUCUCUGAUCCACACGACGUGCAGAUAUUGGGUGCUGCCGUCAAUAAGGCAUACGAGUUCUUUGCGGCACCUGCCUGGGCCGACAUAAUAGGCGAACCGACAGAGGACCUCCUCGUGCUGACCACGUCCGAGUUAGAAACGCACAUCCGCAAAAAGACCACCCCGUCCUUCCAUCUCGUCGGCGGCGCUGCGAUGGGUUCAGUUGUCGCAUCUAAUCUGCUUCUGAAAGAUGUGUUCGGGCCGUUUAUCCCGAGUGCACAUACCCAAGCAGCAGUCUUUGCCAUUGCCGAAAGGGCAGCCGACCUGAUAAAAGGGGCGUGUUUCCCCUGAUGGCAUUGUGUAGAAAGUACGAGCUAGCAUUUGAACAUGUAUCCCUUGCAUCUUGCC